Sodiomyces alkalinus F11 is the source of this 700-nucleotide messenger RNA. RefSeq lists its product as hypothetical. The record is from RefSeq and is a predicted model, not a curated record. The transcript is spliced from 7 exons. Bases 80 to 700 code for a protein of 206 amino acids. Lineage: Eukaryota; Fungi; Ascomycota; Sordariomycetes; Glomerellales; Plectosphaerellaceae.
AACGGGGGGGGGGGGGUCAAUUAGUGGACAAGCGACACCGAAGGGAGGGCGGAGAGGGAGGAGAGGGAGGAGAGGGAGGAUGAAGGAACGCGGAGACGAAGAGCGGGUGAUAUUUAUGCUCCCAUCGAUUCCACCGCAUUCGCAGUUCCUUCCGGAUAUUUGGGGCGGUGGAUCCGUCAGCGCAUACACCACAUCUCUGGGUCGAAGCUGCCCCAAGGGUCAUUCACAUGGCUGGCCAAAGCAACAGGGGUCGUUUAUCAACUUCCUAGUUGGGAAGGUGCUCGGGGUGAUCGAUGUGGGGCUAAUGGGCCUUCCGUCACAGGGCGAGGACCUUUCCAACCCCGCUUCUCCCCAAGAUCCGAGGCUGGAGACUAUUGAUCGGCCCGAACUCGGAACUUCAAUUCUGGACAUCUCCAUCUCGGACAUUCGCAUUCGGCAUUUCAUUCUCUUGAUAACGCCGCCACCAACAGCCAACCUUCCCUUCUCGAAGCUCUUGAAGCCGCCAAGACCUACGCCACCAAGCCAUAGGCCCGUUAGACUCAUCAAGCCGAGGCUCCUCCGAAAAUCCCAGUCUCCAGAGAUAAUACAACGUACGUCAAAGUCGACAGGCCGAACAAGCCGGUCUUCACAUCAGGCACCCGACAGCCAAAGGCCUCCCAGCUCUCGCUCACCCUCACCCCUCACCCCUCACCCCGGUUAA